Sclerotinia borealis F-4128 is the source of this 789-nucleotide messenger RNA. The record is from the annotation of a GenBank genome assembly. NCBI's taxonomy places the organism in Eukaryota, Fungi, Ascomycota, Leotiomycetes, Helotiales, Sclerotiniaceae.
AUGGCAUCUCUGGAACGUGAAGGCUUACAGCGAACCGGGUCGGAAGAGGAGCUACUGGAAAGAUUAUCCCACGUGGUGGAAAUAUCAGAAGAGAAUCACAUAUUUCCGCAAGAUAAUCAAUUUCUACCUCUAACCAACGAUUCUGAGCCUUCUCCAUCCUACCAUGAGGUAAAGCCUCCAGCGCCGACAAAGCUAUAUAUUCCACCAACUUACUUUCCGUCUGAAUUGUCUAUCGAUUCCGCAAAACUGUUUGCCCCUUCUACUCAACGCUUGUCUGCGCGAAUAUCAGAAUGUGUAUCUCCCAAGGAACUUGAUCCAACCCAAGAGACGGUAACAGAAUUUCCAGACGCAUCAGACGACAACACUGCGCAUGAUGUUUUUACAGAUCCACGACCUGUAACACCACUUGGAGUGCUGAAUGCACCAUUUCCAUAUCCUGGCGAAGAUUAUGGUUUGCCUGAUCCAUUGUUCAAACCUGGUGUCUACCUUGGAACACUCAUACAGCCAGAUCGCAAGCCUGGCGAUAGGAAUGUCGUCUAUGCGACUAUAAGUAAGAAUGCGGUAUCUCGCAGCUGGAUUUCCCCUAUUGUACUGACCGCUCACAAAACCAAUAAGUUUGGAGGACACUGUAAACUUAACCGCCACCCCAGAGUUAAGUUUGAAGAGAUCGAAUUUCGAGAUGACCUAAAAGAUAAAUGUCAGACAUAUGAAGCAAUGAGAGAACUUGUAGAACGCAGGAUCAGUGGAUGGUAUGAAACAUAUGAGGUUCGUUAUGCGAGGACAUCAUGA